UGGCUUUUCUUCUGCCUCCUCCUGCCCUUUCCUCCCGCCCGUGCCUCCUGCCCCCACCCCUGCCACUGCACCGGGCACUCGGGGGCCAUGGCCGUGCUGUGCAGCGCCAAGCACCUGGCCGAAAUCCCCAAGGACAUCCCCAAGGACGCCGUCUUUGUGAAGCUGGACGCAAAUAAAAUCACCCAGGUCCCCAACAACGCGUUCAAGCACCUGAACCACUUGGAGGAGCUGGACCUGUCCCGGAACGCCAUUGAGAAGAUCGACCUGGCCGCCUUCAGAGGGGUGGCCGACGGGCUGCGGACGCUGGAUCUCUCCAAUAACCUGAUCCAGCGCAUCCCCAAGGAAGCCCUGGUCAAACUGAACGCCAAGAUCCGCCUGUCCAAUAACCCCUGGCACUGCGAGUGCGCGCUGCAGGAGGUGCUCUGGGAAGUCCAGCUGGACCCCGAGUCGGUGAGCGAGAUCACCUGCCAGACCUCGGUGCGGGAGGAGUACGUCGGGAAACCUUUGAUCCAGGUCCUGGACUCCGGCGUCAAUUUCUGUAGCAUCCACCAGAAGACCACGGACGUGGCCAUGUUCGUCACCAUGUUUGGCUGGUUCACCAGGCACAACUAG
Molecule: messenger RNA, 612 nt
Organism: Pelodiscus sinensis (Chinese soft-shelled turtle)
Lineage: Eukaryota; Metazoa; Chordata; Testudines; Trionychidae
Source: RefSeq, a predicted model, not a curated record